UCCAGAGCAUUGUUUGUCUGUGCGUAUUUAUAAUACAAUACUUCCUAUUUUGGAGUGAUAGCUUAACAUUAAAGCCCUGUUUAUAUUUACAGUAUCAUACCACACAAGACACACGUGCCAGAAGUUAUAACCAACCCUAUUAUAUAUCUUUCGGUGAUUGAUUCGAUAAGUCUUGCUGGAACCUUGACAUGCGUCGAGGAAAAGCAUCUGUCCACGCGAGUACCGUUGCCAUCAGUUGUCUGCUGCAGUUACCAAUUGAAAUUAGUUUGAUUUGUGUGUUAAUAUUAUAAUUGUACUGCACGGUCUUCAUAAUGUUACGGUUAUUAUCUCAUCCGUGUGUUAGGGCACGCUUUUGCAUCGCGGAUCUCUGUGUUCAGCAUUACUGUGUUAAGUACAGUGUUACAGUCCCGUGGCUGUCAGUGCUGACAUCAAAUACAUUGGGUUUGAGCUCUACUAGUCCAGUCAGACACAUACACCAACAACAUAGACAGUUUGCGGCGUCAGUACUGCACACUCCCCGUCGAAAGCCCCGGCAGAGGGCCGAUGUGAUUGAAUCCACCAGGAACAUCCCUCAGACUGAGCGAAACGCUGAGAACUCUAAACCCGAUCAUGCAUUUGGCGAGUACUCGCCCGAGUACACCAACAGAACGACAUUCAAAAAGUCCUCACCCCAGUACAUGGAUCUACGGUACAGUGAAGGAGAGGACGAAAAACUACGGCCUAAAUUUAGAUCUAGGACAGGACAGAAAAACACGCCAUACUGGUACUUUCUUCAGUGCAAGAAACUCAUCAAGCAGGACAAGCUGCCUGAAGCGUUGGACAUGUUCGAGACAGAGAUGCUACAAGGAGAGAGACUUCAACCUGAGGAGUAUAACUACACGGUGCUGAUGGGAGGCUGUGGUCGGGUUGGCUACAUCAAGAAGGCCUUCAAGCUCUAUCAAGAUAUGAAGAAACGGGGCCUCGAGCCAACAGAAGCCACUUACACUGCCCUCUUCAAUGCUUGUGCAGAGUCACCAUGGAAACAGCCAGCGUUGGAGCAGGCUCUGAAACUGGAGCAAGAGCUGCGCAGGAAGAACAUUCUGCUCAACGCUAUUUCCCAUCGUGCUUUGCUGAAGACAAUGGCUCUCACUGCUGACCUCCAAAGCAGUUUACGUGUCUUCCGGGAUAUGCUGGAGAGUGGUCAUCCCAUUACACAAGAAACGUUUCAUUGCUUGCUGAUGAGCUGUGUAAAAGACAAGACUGCUGGAUUCAGACUCGCACUGCAGGUUUGGCACCAGAUGUUAAAGUUGGGUAUAAAGCCGGAUACUCACAACUACAACAUUUUACUGCGUGCCACGCGGGACUGUGGAAUUGGAGAUAUUGCCCUGGCCUCCAAGUUACUUUUAAAGAAACAAAAUCACUCCCCUCUCACUCUCGGGGUAGGGAAGAGGGACCGCAAAGCCAAAAUCAAAGAGAGCUCUCGGCCCAGACCUCUGGACAUUGAUGCUUUUGAAAGUCAGUUGUUUGUGGAUACACGCUCACAGCAGACAUACACAAAGAGCAUAGAGUCGACUGAAGAAUGCAGAACAGGAAAGAUGGACUUGCACACACAAGAAGCCCAAAGAGAACACAUAACAAGGACUACAGACAGUCAGGGUGCACUUCAGGUUUACGAUAGCUAUAUUAUGUCCAUCUGCUCACCUGGCUCGUCAGCUUUCUCUCCACCAAACCUCCUGGAUCCAGCCACAGUGCGCUCUGACGACGUUUCCCUGGGAACUGUGAGCUCUGCGUCUGACAGGCUGGCACUGAUUGGCAGCAUGGAGGGUUUCCUUGGCAAGAUGGCUGAGCAGGGUCUGCAACCAACCCUGAAGACUCUUACUCUGCUGGCUGACGUUGUGGAGCCAGGCGACCAGGCAGUCCAGGCUCUCCUCUCAGUGGCCAAUGAAAACAAGAUCAAACUCGACGUCCCCUUCUUCAACUCACUAAUCAGAAGGGCAGCUAAUACUGGCGACCUCAAGGGGGCAAAGGCCAUACUGGAGAUGAUGUCCAAUAGGAGGCUAUUUCCAGACGUGCAGUCUUUCUGUAACGUGGCUUUGGCUUGCAACACAAAACAUGAGGGACUACAGUUGCUCUCUGACAUGGAGUCUUGUCGUAUUGCACCCAAUGCACACGUUUACAGUGCACUUAUCAGACAAGCAACCAGACGUCUAGACUACGUCUACCUCAAGGAGAUUCUGGCAUCCAUGCAAGAGAAGCAGGUUGCCCCGAAUGAGGUCAUUCUUAGACAGCUUGAGUUUGCUGCUCAAUAUCCUCCAAACUAUGACAAGUAUAAAUCAAAGAAUACUUACUUGGAGAAGAUUGAUGGUUUCCGUGGAUACUACCAGGUGUGGCUACAGAUAAUGCCUGGGCAGGAGACUCCUCACCCUUGGGCGAAGUUUCAGGCACAGAAAACUGCAACAGAAGAAGACACUGAAAAAUAAAUGCCCAUGAUGAAAGUAUUGGUCGCACUUAGCCUCAGUUACUUAUGAAAAUCUAAAUAAUAGACCCCUAUCGUGUGAUUGUAAAUAAUGUAAAUAUUUAAUAUUUGUGGCAAAGCUAAUAAAAUUCUUUAA
Molecule: messenger RNA, 2591 nt
Organism: Alosa alosa (allis shad)
Lineage: Eukaryota; Metazoa; Chordata; Actinopteri; Clupeiformes; Clupeidae
Gene: ptcd1
Product: pentatricopeptide repeat domain 1
Exons: 8
Coding region: 312-2459 (715 amino acids)
Biological process (GO): tRNA 3'-end processing
Cellular component (GO): mitochondrial matrix
Molecular function (GO): tRNA binding; protein binding
Source: RefSeq, a predicted model, not a curated record